Messenger RNA from Periconia digitata, 2397 nucleotides. The record is from the annotation of a GenBank genome assembly. NCBI's taxonomy places the organism in Eukaryota, Fungi, Ascomycota, Dothideomycetes, Pleosporales, Periconiaceae.
CUUUGCAUAUCUGAGAUUUCUUCCACUACAACGUACAUCAUCGCUUUUCUCUCCCGUGAUUUCCGAUGAGAUAAACCACACUCAUCAACUCUUCAAGUUAUCGAGACAUUUCGGCGCAUCAAGACGCUGCACCUCUGACGUCAUCAUCAACUCGCAGCGCGUGCAGGAGAAACCCCUCCAAAAAUCCCAACAAUCUCACAUCGCUUCAACAGAACCCUGAUCGUAAACAUCUCUUCGCGAUGUCUGAGCAAAGCGCACCAGCGGCAGUGGAUCCGGUGUCGAUGCCGCGGUAUUUUCGGAACGAUGCCGAUCUCACACGACGAGAUCCUCACAAGCAGCUGCUAGCUUCACUGAAUCGCCUGAUCACCGACUACCCUCCUCAUAAAAUCCCGCCCGGUGGUGGCCUUUACUAUGGGCCGAUAUCCGUCGCCUACCUUUUCUAUGCACUGCACAAUAUAUACCCCGACCUUCUCCUCGAUGACUAUCCCAUGAACACCUGGUCUGCAGCAUAUAUCGAACAAGCCCAGGCUCACAUCAAAGACUACAAAGGCCCGUCUCCAAGUAAAUGCGGUGUGAGUGAUGAUAUAAUGUCUCUUCUCGCACUGUACGCCGUGACUGCAAAGGACCCCGACACUGUGAAGGAGCUAUGUGAUUUCGCCGCCGUGGCCAUUGAUCCAAAUGCGUCUAACGAAUGGCUCUAUGGUCGGGCUGGAUUCUUGUAUCUCUUGCGAUUUGUUCGUGGAGCAUUCGCGUCCAAUAAGGAGAUCACAGAGCUGAUCGAAGACACAACCGAUGAAGUCAUCGACGAUAUCAUGGCGAGCUCCCGCCCAUGGAAAUGGAAGGGAAAAGCUUAUGUUGGUGCUGUUCAUGGCGCAAUCGGCAUCAUAACUCAGAUCGUCCUAACGGAUGCGUCUUGGGCUCCCAAACUCGAGGCAGAACUGGGAGCGCUUCUCAGUUAUCAAUACGAAGGCGGCAAUUUCCCUUCGUCACUUCCGCCGGGCCGUGAUCGUCUGGUGCAAUUUUGCCAUGGGGCUCCAGGUGUUGUCUCUUCACUGCUAUCCAUCAGGAGAUACUUUCCUGCUCUGGAAGACCGCAUCGAUAGGGUUAUUUCCAAAGGAAGGGAAUGCAUUUGGGACAGAGGGUUGUUGACCAAGGAGCCGUGCCUCUGUCACGGGAUCAGCGGCAACGCCUUAGCCCUCGACGGAGAGCAAUUUGAGCACUUUCUGACAUAUACCACGGGGCAUGAGAUCAAGCUUAUGGGCAAAGAUGGUAUGCUUCAAAAAUCCAACGACCCUUCGGCGCUGUGGUGUGGCGAAGCAGGCAGAGCGUGGGCAUGGGCAGUUGCCGAUAAGGGAUUGGAGAAGCGAUUUCUGGGUUACAACGACAUUUGAUAAUAUUGAGCGGAUGUGUUACACGAGAGAGCUUCUUUGAUCCACUGAGACGACUUGUAUGAUGUUACGACCGACGCUUGUGAAUACUGAGUACUUCAUUUGAUUUGAAAUCAUGAUUCACAACAUCAGUCGUUCAGUGGCUAGUAACCAUUGCGCAGGCCUGCUGUGCAAUAUUUUAGCUUUCAAUCUUACCCUUUUAGUCAUACUGAAAUCACUCAUCAAGCCUAUGUUUGACCUCUAGUGUCCGCGGCGCACGCCAUUCCGGAUCUUUGCUUCAUCCCUUUCGUAUGUUUGUCACCUGUCAACCCACGCAGUAUGAAGAUUCAUGCAACGGUACCGAGGAGUCGUUCGCCACAUGGGAAAUCGCAUGCUGGGUGUAUAUGCCCUUUUGGUUGGUUUCGUGUAUCAUCAACUGCCCGUGAACUUUGCAGUGCAUAUGAACAAUUGAUGAAACAUACAUGAUGACCCGCUUUUGUGACAAACGCGAGUAUACUCCAAAGCAACCGCUCGGAUUAUGUGUGAAUUCGUCUUAACGUAUACAUGUAUAACGUACUGUGCAGAACAGAUUCAGAAUGGAAGGUAAAUGUCUUACUUGCUAUCAAAUUGAUCUCUCUCGCCUCAGGAUCAGCAGCAAGCCACGCAGAAACAAGCCAACAAGUUGUACCCACGUCACCAUCACUCGAUCCAUCUCUCUACGCUGGAUGUGUUUAGUUACUUCCCAAUUUUCUCAAGUGGAUUUGAAUGUCGGUGUGCGACAUUGCUAUUCGAUCGAGGCGUAUUGAGUGGUUUCUUUGUCUGCCCUCGACUUGGUCUACAUGCAUCUCCAAAUAGCCUGCCACUCUCAGACAAGGUCGCUGCAAGCCGAUAACGUGCCUUCCCUUUUGAACUCUUCCAUUUUUCUUCUAUUCAUAGAUAUAUCGGCAAUGCGGAGAUCUCCUGCAAUCUGUUUGGUUUGUGUAAAUUGGAGAAGAGUGGUAUAUAAGCCACAUCAGUUUUCUUGCCCCCU